Balaenoptera acutorostrata (minke whale) is the source of this 3145-nucleotide messenger RNA. RefSeq names its product S-phase kinase associated protein 2 (gene SKP2). Bases 129 to 1439 code for a protein of 436 amino acids. The transcript has 10 exons. NCBI's taxonomy places the organism in Eukaryota, Metazoa, Chordata, Mammalia, Artiodactyla, Balaenopteridae. Gene Ontology annotation, molecular function: protein binding. The record is from RefSeq and is a predicted model, not a curated record.
UUCUGCGCGCGCGGCGGGGAUGGAACGUUGAUAGAGUUCGCGGGUCUAGCUGCUGGGGGCAGGAGCCGCACGCAGUGCGCCGCCGCGCGCCAAAGCGGGAAUCCGGGAGGCGGGCACCUCUGCAAUUAAUGCACGCAUUUAAAACUCCCGAACCUGCGGACGCCAUGCACAGGAAACACCUCCAGGAGAUUCCCGACCAGAGUAGCAACGUUACCACCAGCUUCACGUGGGGAUGGGAUUCUAGCAAGACUUCUGAACUGCUUUCAGGCAUGGGGGUCUCCGCCCUGGAGAAGGAGGAGGUGGACAGUGAGAACAUCCCCCAGGAACUGCUUUCAAACCUGGGCCACCCGCAGAGCCCCCCACGAAAACGGCUGAAGAGCAAAGGGAAUGACAAGGACUUUGUGAUUGUCCGCAGACCUAAGCUAAAUCGAGAGAACUUUCCAGGUGUUUCAUGGGACUCCCUUCCAGACGAGCUGCUCUUAGGAAUCUUCUCCUGUCUGUGCCUCCCUGAACUUCUGAAAGUCUCCAGUGUUUGUAAGAGAUGGUAUCAUCUAGCGUUUGAUGAGUCUCUCUGGCAGACCUUAGACCUCACGGGCAGAAACCUCCACCCAGAUGUGGUUGGUCGGCUGCUGUCUCGAGGGGUGGUUGCCUUCCGCUGCCCACGAUCGUUUAUGGACCAACCGUUUGUUGAACGUUUCAGCCCUUUUCGUGUACAGCACAUGGACCUGUCGAACUCGGUGAUCGAUGUGUCUACCCUCCAUGGCCUUCUGUCUCAUUGCUCCAAGUUGCAGAAUCUCAGCCUAGAAGGCCUGUGGCUUUCGGAUCCCAUUGUCAAUAAUCUUGCUCAGAACACAAAUUUAGUGCGAUUAAACCUUUCUGGGUGUUCUGGAUUCUCUGAAUCUGCCCUGAAGACUUUGCUGAGCAGCUGUUGCAGAUUGGAUGAACUGAACCUCUCCUGGUGCUAUGAAUUCACUGAAAAGCAUGUGCAGGUGGCUGUCGCACACGUGUCAGAGACUGUCACCCAGCUGAAUCUUAGCGGGUACCGAAAGAAUCUGCAGAGAUCGGAUGUCUCUACCUUAGUUGGAAGAUGUCCCAGUCUUGUCCACCUAGACUUAAGCGAUAGUGUCAUGCUGAAAAGUGACUGCUUUCCGGAAUUUUUCCAGCUCAACUACCUCCAACACCUAUCACUCAGUCGGUGCUAUGACAUAAUACCUGAAACUUUACUUGAACUUGGAGAAAUUCCCACACUAAAAACACUACAAGUCUUUGGAAUCGUGCCAGACAGUACCCUUCAACUAUUAAAGGAAGCCCUUCCUCAUCUACAAAUUAAUUGUUCCCCUUUCACCACCAUCGCCAGGCCAACCACUGGCAACAAAAAGAACCAGGAGAUAUGGGGCAUCAGAUGCCGACUGACACUGCAGAAGCCCAGUUGUCUAUGAAGUAUCUAUUGCAGGAUGGUGUCUCCUCUUUUCUUUGAACAGGGAAAGUAGGCAGGAAGCCCAAUUGUGGAGAGCUCAGCUAUUUUUAUUCUUGGUUUUCUCUUGCCUUCAUUCUACAAGUAUAUUAGAGAACCAUUGGAGAGAGAAAACUAUGAAGUGUUGCUUUUGAAAAAUGACUAUGAAAGCUUUUAUCACUGCUAUAUCCUUAAGAGCCUAAGCUGUAUGCCUUUUGAAAUUUUAGGAGAGUGAGCCUAUAAUUUCAAGAUACCCUAAAGAGCAAAAUUUGAGCCACCUCUUCCAAGUGCCCUUCUUAAUAAAUCUAUUUAGAAUCAAGCUUAAAAAUCACCACCAGCAAAUCAUUUUCAUAGCAUAUAUGGCAACUGAACUUUCUUCUAUUUAAUUUUUCAGUACUGCUUUAUAGGACGUAGGUUGCAAAAAAUAAUAAGCUAUUUGUAGUGUAAGCUGAACAGAAUGAGAAUCAUAGAUUUGUGGCAGUCUGCUGAGGAUAGAAAGAAAAAUACACAUUUCAACUUUGCCUUUAGAUUUGCAAUUAGGUAUGUGGAAACAAAUAGCCCCGGGUCAUUCACCUUAAAACCUAAAUAAAAAAACAACCGGCCAACCAGAAGUAUAGAAUUGGUUAGAAUUUACAGGCUCGAGAGGCAAUUUUCUAUGACAGGUUAACCUGGGGGAUCCUCUAAUGCACAUUAAUGAAGUCUCCUUUAUGUACUGUGUUCCCAGCAUUCUAAAUUAGCUGAGGAAAUUUAAUUGUGGACUUCGGACUUUAUGAUCAAAUUAUGUUAACAUAGGUUCUUUAGCUUUAAAGUGACUUGCUUUGUUUUAGAAAGGUGGUAGGAACCAGUCAGUCUCUAAUUCUUAAAAUGGAUGGAAUGCUGAACUGAGGUUACCUGUUGUUUUCCUUUAUCACUGAGGUUCUUGAAGUUAUUUUUAUAUUACUCUGGAAUCAAGUAUUUUAAAUUAUCCUUUUUUUGUUUUAAAUGGCCUCCCACAAUGAUUGAAACAACCCAUUUUAUAAGGUUACUGGACCUAGCGUUCCCUAAGAAGAACCACAUGUUCCUUUCAAUCAGAAAUACACAGUAGAAGCACGUGUAUGUUCCACGCAGUUUCAGAGCAGUUAGCACAGCUGGCACCUGCAUAAAAGUUAAGGCUCAGGUGCUGAACCUUUUGAUGGCAUCAGUGAUUUUUUUUUUUUAAUGAUACAUGGAAGCAAAAGGAUUAAAUUCUACUUUAAAAAACACAAAACACUAAUUUCUUAUUUAAAUUGAUGACCUCCCCAUAUGUUCAAAAUGGAACAAAAAGCCCAAACUCAUCAUUUCUAUUAAAAUUGCUUUUUCUAAAUCAGAUUUUUCAAAUGUUAGAAACAAUGGUAUGAAGUGCCCUUAUCUGCUCAGACCUAAGGAAGAACAUUUUAAAGUAGUGUUAUACAGGAAAUGAUUAGGUUUCAAUUCCAUAGUAGUUAAAAAGUGCUAAAUACUACUUGAAAUUAUUGUUUACAGAUUAGUGACAAGGGCUGGAGGUAGGAUCCGGUUGGCCUCUGACUUCCGGAUGCCCUUAAACAUACAGUACUUCCAAACUCAAGUCCAGCCGUAAGCUACUUUGCUAACAUGUCAGAGUAAUCUGUAUUUUUGUAUGGGAUUUCUACUUUUAUAGACUUGUUUUAAAAUAAAACACAUUUUUAUAAAAAUGAA